Molecule: messenger RNA, 501 nt
Organism: Rotaria sp. Silwood1
Lineage: Eukaryota; Metazoa; Rotifera; Eurotatoria; Philodinida; Philodinidae
Source: the annotation of a GenBank genome assembly
AUGUCUCAAGAAAUAACUAAAGAUCCGUUCGAAUUUUGUGAUUCACCAUCACCAGCACCCAAUGAUGAAUGCAAUGAUAAUCAGAUGAACAACAAACUGAAUUUAUUAUUAGCAAAGAUUGAACGAAUUGAUAAGAAUGUUUUGAAGUUGAAUCAAUUAGUAGAUAUGUUAAUAUCAAAAGAAACAAUAAUGGAAAUGACAUUAAGUAGCAUAAAUACUGAUUAUAUUCAUACAAGAGAAAUUGUUCAUAAAACAGAAACAUCAUGCUCGAAAAUAUUGAAUAUUAUUGAAGAGCGAGCAUUAUCAUAUGAACGAGCAAUUGAAGAUGCUGCAGAACAAAUUCAAACAAUUACAAAAAAGGUUUCUGAUCGUAAUUUUAAUCAAACAGAUCAUAUUGAUGAAAAUUGUACUAAUUUAACAACAAUGGUUGAUAAUGAUAAUAUUUAUCAGAACAUCAACUUAAACAAUGACGAAUGUACUACAGUACGUGAAGAAAUUUGA